AUGUACUCACCGGUCCUGUGCUGCAGCGUGGCGGUGGCGCGCAGCAGCGCGCGCAGGGCGGGCGGGGGCAGGCGCGCGCGGGGCAGGAGGAGCGCGAGCGCGCGCGCGGCGCCCAGCAGGCCGGCGGCGGCGGCGGGGGAGGGGGGCGAUGGUGUUAGAUGUACUCACCGGUCCUGUGCUGCAGCGUGGCGGUGGCGCGCAGCAGCGCGCGCAGGGCGGGCGGGGGCAGGCGCGCGCGGGGCAGGAGGAGCGCGAGCGCGCGCGCGGCGCCCAGCAGGCCGGCGGCGGCGGCGGGGGAGGGGGGCGAUGGUGUUAGAUGUACUCACCGGUCCUGUGCUGCAGCGUGGCGGUGGCGCGCAGCAGCGCGCGCAGGGCGGGCGGGGGCAGGCGCGCGCGGGGCAGGAGGAGCGCGAGCGCGCGCGCGGCGCCCAGCAGGCCGGCGGCGGCGGCGGGGGAGGGGGGCGAUGGUGUUAG
Messenger RNA from Cydia fagiglandana, 474 nucleotides. Its product is annotated as circumsporozoite protein-like. The record is from RefSeq and is a predicted model, not a curated record. The coding region runs from base 1 to 474 and encodes 157 amino acids. Lineage: Eukaryota; Metazoa; Arthropoda; Insecta; Lepidoptera; Tortricidae. The transcript has a single exon.